GUCAUCCUUGCCAAGGCGACAUUUUUACCUAGGCUUCUGCACAGCGAAGAGUGCUGUUCCCUGCAGUCUGAUUGAAGUCAGUGUUUUGCUCAUUGUGAAAAUGAACCUAGAGGAACACUGGUGAAUCGGUAUUUGUGGACUCACAGCGGCCGUGACUGGCUCAGAAGGGCAAAGCGUGGACCAAAGAAAAAUCACGCCACUGAACAACUUCAGAUGGAGGCGGAUGCAGACCAGAAGCGUCACCGCACACGCUCUAAAGGUAUCCGAGUCCCCAUAGAACCUGUAAUCCAAGAACUAUUCAGUUGUCCAACCCCUGGCUGUGAUGGCACAGGCCAUGUUAGUGGGAAAUACGCAAGGCACCGAAGUGUUUACGGAUGUCCAUUGGCAAAGAAGCGUAAAAUACAGGACAAACAACCAAGUGAACCAACUCCCAAGAAAAAAACAUUUCUGGUGAGAACAGACAACUCUUCUGUUGACGAGUGCUAUGAGACUGAUGGAACAGAGGAGUUGGAUGAGAAAGAUGAGGAAUAUUCUGAUGAGAAUGAUGAUCAGGAGGAAGAUGAAGAAGAGGAAGAGGAUGUGGAAGGAGAAGAAGAAGACGAGGAUGAAUUAGAAGAGGACGAUGAAGAGGAUGAGGAGUAUGAAGAUCAGAGUAAUGAACAAGAAGAUCUUCAGGAAGAAUCUGAUAAUGUCAGGAGAAACCAGGACAAUGAGAAAGAUGAUAACAACAAUGAUGAAUAUGACAAUUAUGAUGAGCUUGUUGCAAAAUCAUUAUUAAACCUGGGCAAAAUAGCUGAAGAUGCAGCAUUUAGGGCUAUGACAGAGUCUGAAAUGAGUGACAGCACAGCACGUGGCCUGGAGGAUGAUAGCGACACUAAUGGGAGCAGGGUUAGAAAAACAAAUAAAAGUGACUCCUGCCAGUUGAGUUUAGAUGUUGACAGUGAUGUUGUUAGGGAAACAGUGGACUCUCUUAAACUACUGGCACAAGGACAUGGUGUGGUACUUUCAGACAAUGCAAAUGUUAGGGGUCGUAUAGAUGGUUUAAUACAGAAUGAACUUAGAAAUGUGAACUUAGGAACAUGCAAGUCCACCAGUGAUGGUUUGGAAAAGACAGUUGAUGAAAGUGAUGAGGCUGUUUGCCUUAGCAGUCUUGAGUGCCUAAGGAACCAAUGUUUUGACUUGGCUAGGAAGCUAAGUGAGAGCCAGCAUGAAGAAAGAAACCAGCAACAUCAUUUUAGUGAUUGUCAACAGAAUAGACCCGAUGAUGAUGUCACACGAAGGAUGUCAGAUCGGAACUACUCAGAUAUGGUCAACCUGAUGAAGCUGGAGGAGCAACUGAGUCCCCGCUCUAGAGCUUUCUCUUCUGGUGUCAAGGAAGAAGAAUCACAUGACAGAGAUGAUGACACAGGCUCAGUCAAAUCUGACAGGUCUGAGGAAGUGUUUGAUAUGACCAAGGGAAAUUUGACUCUGUUAGAAAAGGCCAUUGCACUGGAAACAGAGAGGGCUAAGGCAAUGAGAGAAAAAAUGGCAAUGGAAGCUGCAAAGAGAGAUGCUUCAGAGCAAAUUCCAAGGCAUCAUCUUGGAGAUGAGAAGAAGUCCAGAUCCUCUGACGGCCAUGUUAAAAAGCCAUACUACCCUAAAGAUUCAUCACGGCCUGAAAAGAAAGAAAGCAAGUGCCCCACGCCAGGAUGUGAUGGAACUGGACACGUCACAGGCCUUUACCCUCAUCACCGCAGUUUAUCAGGCUGCCCACACAAAGACAGAGUUCCCCCAGAAAUUCUUGCCAUGCAUGAAAAUGUGCUUAAGUGUCCUACACCAGGCUGCACUGGGCGAGGCCAUGUAAAUAGCAACAGGAAUUCUCAUAGAAGUCUUUCCGGAUGUCCUAUUGCUGCUGCAGAGAAGCUGGCUAAAGCCCAAGAAAAGCAUCACAACAGCGAGGCAACAAAAUCUAACCAGGGUUCAGAUCGCGUGUUAAGGCCUAUGUGUUUUGUUAAGCAGCUCGAGAUCCCACAAUAUGGCUACAGACACAAUGUUUCCACCACCACACCUCGAUCUAACCUGGCAAAAGAGCUGGAGAAAUAUUCUAAGACUACAUUUGAAUAUAACAACUAUGACAACCAAGUUUUUGGAAAACGAGCUAUAGCUCCCAAAGUUCAGACCAGGGAUGCAUCCCCCAAAGGGUAUGAUGAUGCGAAGCGAUUUUGUAAGAACUCCAGUUCAGCCAGCAGCACGACGAGCAGCUAUGCGCCCAGCAGCAGCAGCAGCAGUAGUGUCAGCUGUGGUGGCGGCAGCAGUGCCAGCAGCACCUCGAGUAAGAGCAGCUUCGAUUACACGCAUGACAUGGAGGCAGCACACAUGGCAGCCACGGCUAUUCUGAACUUGUCCACCAGGUGUCGAGAGAUGCCUCAGAACCUCUCAACCAAGCCUCAGGAUCUAUGUGCCAGGAAUCCUGAGAUCGAGGUGGAUGAGAAUGGAACCCUAGAUCUGAGCAUGAACAAACAGAGACACAGGGAUGGCAGCUGUGGCAGCAGCAGCAGCACUGGCCUGCUGACUCCAUUAGAGCCAAUGUCCCCACAGCGACAGAACAUGAUGGUCAACAAGUGCUAUGCAAUGAACGAGAGUGAUUGCUGGGACUUCCCGGUAGACUACACCAAAAUGAAACCUGGGACGAUGGAUGAGGAGGACCCCAAAGAGGUACUUCCAGAAGAUAUGGAUCCAUUUCAGGAAAGCCUGGAAGAACGAAGGUAUCCUGGAGAGGUCACAAUACCAAGUCCUAAACCUAAAUAUGGACAAUGCAAGGACAUCAACAAAAAAGAUCUCAUAACUCUAUCCGGCUGUCCUUUGGCAGACAAAAGUAUUCGAAGUAUGAUGGCCACCAGCUCCCAAGAAUUAAAAUGUCCAACUCCUGGAUGUGAUGGUUCUGGGCAUAUCACUGGAAACUAUGCUUCUCAUAGGAGUCUUUCAGGCUGUCCACGAGCAAAGAAAAGUGGAAUCAAAAUUGCUCAAAGCAAAGAUGACAAAGAGGAUCAAGAGCCAAUCAAAUGUCCAGUUCCUGGGUGUGAUGGCCAAGGACAUGUGACUGGGAAGUAUGCAUCACAUCGCAGCGCAUCAGGGUGCCCCUUGGCAGCCAAGCGACAAAAGGACGGUUACCUCAAUGGCUCACAAUUCUCAUGGAAGUCUGGGAAAACAGAAGGCAUGUCCUGUCCAACUCCAGGAUGUGACGGUUCAGGGCAUGUAAGUGGCAGCUUCCUUACCCAUCGCAGCCUGUCAGGAUGUCCAAGAGCUACUUCUGCCAUGAAGAAGGCAAGGUUGUCGGGAGAGGAAAUGUUGACGAUAAAGCAACGAGCCAGUAAUGGGAUAGAAAAUGAUGAAGAAAUCAAACAGCUGGAUGAAGAAAUUAAAGAAUUAAAUGAAUCUAAUUCCCAGGUUGAAGCAGAUAUGAUCAAGCUUAGAACCCAGAUCACAACAAUGGAGAACAACCUGAAAACAAUAGAAGAAGAAAAUAAAGUAAUUGAACAACAGAAUGAGUCUCUUCUGCAUGAGUUGGCCAAUCUAAGUCAGUCUCUAAUCCACAGUUUAGCCAACAUCCAAUUGCCACACAUGGAUCCAAUAAAUGAACAGAAUUUUGAUGCCUAUGUGACGACUUUAACAGACAUGUAUACAAAUCAAGAUCGUUAUCAGAGCCCAGAAAAUAAGGCCCUGCUGGAAAAUAUAAAGCAAGCUGUGAAAGGAAUACAGGUCUAA
Hypanus sabinus (Atlantic stingray) is the source of this 3744-nucleotide messenger RNA. Its product is annotated as myelin transcription factor 1-like protein. The transcript is spliced from 23 exons. Gene Ontology annotation, biological process: regulation of transcription by RNA polymerase II. Lineage: Eukaryota; Metazoa; Chordata; Chondrichthyes; Myliobatiformes; Dasyatidae. Bases 214 to 3744 code for a protein of 1176 amino acids. The record is from RefSeq and is a predicted model, not a curated record. Gene Ontology annotation, molecular function: zinc ion binding; DNA-binding transcription factor activity, RNA polymerase II-specific; RNA polymerase II cis-regulatory region sequence-specific DNA binding. Gene Ontology annotation, cellular component: nucleus.